AUGCCAGACGAAAAGACUUAUCUCUUACGUUCAAAAUUGGUUGGUUAUACUGACUCCUAUGACCUUUAUGAGUUGUUUACAGGAAAACUUAUUCCUGAGAGUCAAGGAUGUGAUUAUGAGAAUUUUGAAUUUCCUGUAUUUGACAGAAAGAUAAUCUGUCAAGUUAAUGCAACACUUCAUAUUGAACAAUGCAUUUCAAAUCCAUCAUCUAUUAGAGGGUUUCAAAUUUUAUUUUGUAUUUAUGAUGUUAAUGAUAAGGAAUCUAUUCAAUUUCUGAAAGCUCAAAUUCCGUUUAUUCAUCAGAAAUGUCAGUUAACAAAAGUAGUUGUCAUAGGAAUAACAGACGGAAGUGAGAGUAGUGUUGUCACUGAACAAGACAUUAUUGAAAUGACACUAAAUUAUAAAUUUUAUCAUCUUAAAUUAAAUGCCAAUGACAAUAAAAAAGAAAUGUUGCAAAAAUAUUGUCUUGGAUAUCUUCUUCAAAACGAUUCUGAAUUUAAAAAUCUUUUAUGA
This is a messenger RNA of Entamoeba dispar SAW760, 513 nucleotides long. RefSeq lists its product as uncharacterized. NCBI's taxonomy places the organism in Eukaryota, Evosea, Mastigamoebida, Endamoebidae. The transcript has a single exon. The record is from RefSeq and is a predicted model, not a curated record. The coding region runs from base 1 to 513 and encodes 170 amino acids.